Molecule: messenger RNA, 2756 nt
Organism: Panthera uncia (snow leopard)
Lineage: Eukaryota; Metazoa; Chordata; Mammalia; Carnivora; Felidae
Gene: ISM1
Product: isthmin 1
Exons: 6
Coding region: 181-1575 (464 amino acids)
Biological process (GO): negative regulation of angiogenesis
Source: RefSeq, a predicted model, not a curated record
CCCGGCCCGGCGCGCCCCGCUGAGCCCAGCGCCAGCCCCGCGGGCCCGGGGAGCGGGGCCCCAGCGGGGGCCGAGGCGGGAGCCGCGCUGCCGGGCUCCCGGGCUCCAACUCCGCCUCCCCCGGCGCCGCCGCCGCCGCCGCCCGCCGCGCCGGGUCCUAAAGCCGCGCGCCUCAAGAGGAUGGUGCGUCUGGCGGCCGAGCUGUUGCUGCUGCUGGGGCUGCUGCUGCUCACGCUGCACAUCACAGUGCUGCGCGGUUCGGGAGCCGCCGACGGGCCGGACGCGGCCGCGGGCAACGCCAGCCGGACGCAGCUGCAGAAUAACCUCCACGUGGAAACUGACUCUGCAUCAGAAACCAGCUUUUCUCUCUCCAAAGAAGCACCAGGGGAGCAUCUGGACCACCAGGCUGCACACCAACCCUUCCCCAGACAGCGAUUCCGGCAAGACGCUGGGCACCCUUCCCUACAAAGAGAUGGCCCCAGGUCCUUUCUCCUUGAUCUACCAAACUUUCCAGAUCUUUCCAAAGCUGAUAUAAAUGGGCAGAAUCCAAAUAUCCAGGUCACCAUAGAGGUGGUGGAUGGUCCUGACUCUGAAGCAGAUAAAGAUCAGCAUCCAGAGAAUAAGCCCAGCUGGUCAGUCCCGUCCCCUGACUGGAGGGCCUGGUGGCAGAGGUCCUUGUCCCUGACAAGGGCCAACAGCGGGGACCAAGACUAUAAGUACGACAGUACCUCAGACGACAGCAACUUCCUCAACCCCCCCAGGGGGUGGGACCGUCCAGCCCCAGGCCACCGGACUUUUGAAACCAAAGACCAGCCAGAAUAUGAUUCCACAGAUGGUGAGGGCGACUGGAGUCUCUGGUCUGUCUGCAGUGUCACCUGUGGGAACGGCAACCAGAAACGGACUAGGUCUUGUGGCUACGCAUGUACCGCAACAGAAUCUAGGACAUGUGAUCGUCCAAACUGCCCAGGAAUCGAAGACACCUUCAGGACAGCUGCCACCGAAGUGAGUCUGCUUGCGGGAAGCGAGGAGUUUAACGCCACCAAGCUGUUUGAAGUUGACACGGACAGCUGCGAGCGAUGGAUGAGCUGCAAAAGUGAGUUCUUAAAGAAGUACAUGCACAAGGUGAUCAAUGACCUGCCCAGCUGCCCCUGCUCCUACCCCACAGAGGUGGCCUACAGCACGGCGGACAUCUUUGACCGCAUUAAGCGCAAGGACUUCCGCUGGAAGGACGCCAGUGGGCCCAAGGAGAAGCUAGAGAUCUACAAGCCCACGGCCCGGUACUGCAUUCGCUCCAUGCUGUCCUUGGAGAGCACCACGCUGGCCGCCCAGCACUGUUGCUAUGGCGACAACAUGCAGCUCAUCACCAGGGGCAAAGGGGCCGGGACGCCCAACCUUAUCAGCACUGAGUUCUCAGCUGAGCUCCACUACAAGGUGGACGUCUUGCCCUGGAUCAUCUGCAAGGGUGACUGGAGCAGAUACAACGAGGCCCGGCCUCCCAACAAUGGACAGAAGUGCACAGAGAGCCCCUCAGAUGAAGAUUACAUUAAGCAGUUCCAAGAGGCCAGGGAGUAUUAAGGAGAUGCCACCUCGGGUAUUUGUGACACAAAUGCACUACACUGAUCUACCGCUUGGGCAGCGCCCCUCUUAUCCGCAUACAUGUAUAUUUGUAUAUACCACAUGGGUAUUUUUCAUAAAUUACACUAGGGGUGUGCACCAGCCCCAGGUGACUGCCAUCUGAAGCCACCUUGCCAUCUGAAAUGCCCACAGAGCUCCUUGAAAUUCCUCCAAGGGGCGAUGUCAGCAGGAAGAUGAGGACAAAGAAGCCAGAAGAACCUGGAAGCCAUAGUGGGUGAGAUUCAACUCACACCCCGAUCCAAUGUUUUCUAGAGAAGCAAAGAGGAAAAGACUGAGUUGUAAACGUUAUAAGCAGUUUUUAUAUAUAACUUAUUUAAUAUGAAUGUGACUUAAGCAUAAACUUUUUCGCUGGAGUUGUGAAACUGUUUAAUCCCUUCUGUGAGAGUUCAGACAGGGGCUUCCGGAGGUGGGAGAGAAAGGGAAUUUUGUAAUGAUUUAAAAAAAGAAAAACUAAAUAACUCAACAUAAGUGUAUCAAAAUAAGAAAACGGCCACCUAAAAACAAAUAUUCUUUAGUCCUGAGGGACCUUGCUGGAGUCUCAGCUUCCAAAAUGCCCUUGCCUAAGAUUGGAUAGGGGGUGGGGGGCACAUGGGUAUUUUAGGGACAAAUCUGAUGACUGGUUUUAAAUAGGCUUUAAAAUAAAAGGCCAAUAUUAGCAUAAUGCUAUAGUUCUAUUGAAAGGCUUCAGAGUAGGAGACGUUCUGCUCAUGUCUUAGUAGGUUCAGAAGGCUGCAGGAAGGUCAGAUGUAAAAAUAGUAGCACUUUUCCAAAGAAAAACAAGCAAAAUAAAUGGUAAAAGAACAUAAACCUCAUUUCAUCUAUUUUAUUUUAAUACCAUCGUAACAUUUUUUUUCUCCACCAAUAUAUUCCCAGUAAAUACAUAUAAAAAGAGUAGGGGGACUCAUGUUUAGAAAAAACCUAAUUUUUUUAUGUUUUAAGAAAGGGGAAAAAACUACGUUAUUUUUGUAAAGUAUUUAUUGAGUCACUGAGUCUUGUGCUUCAAGCAAUUACCUGGUUCUGUAGUGUGGAACUUAGGACAAAUAAAGAAUUUGUUCUUAUGAAAUCUUUACUUGCAAAACUCCAGGAAAAGAGAAUAUAUAAUAAAAUCAUAAUAAAAUGUG